AUGCGAUGUCCACAUGUGCCGGUGGUUUUCAGGCGGGGCUUUGGGCAGGAACAAACGCCCGGCGCUCCAACAACAACGGCUAAAGGGUGGUACAACAACAAGCACCGUGUCAGACGUGUGUGGGCCCUGAGAGCGCCCAUCGACACCUCUCUUCCUCACCCUCUGCUCUACUUGGCAGUCAUGGUGACGAAAAACAGAAAACCGUCUGGGAAGACUCAGGCGACCCAGACUGACCGCGACAAGAGCCCGCUCGUCCCCCCCCACGGCAAAAGUAACGUUCGGCGGCCAGGCAGGGAGGGCAAGGCUUCCCACAGCUCGCACUCUAACGGACUCUCGGUCAUCGGGCACAAGCUCGGGCUAACUCCCUCCUCUGUCCUGAAGCUGGGAGUCACUCUCUUCCUCGCUGGUCUAACCGGAUACCUUCACUGGUAUCAUCUGUCACAGCUCUUUGAGAAUGACAGGCACUUUUCACAUCUGUCUAAUCUGGAGAAGGAAAUGGCUUUUCGAACAGAAAUGGGUCUGUACUAUUCCUAUUACAAGACCAUCAUUGAGGCCCCUUCUUUCCUGGAUGGCCUCCACAUGAUCAUGAAUGAUCGACUGACAGAGCAUCCCCUGGUUAUUAACACGCUGAAGAGAUUCAAUCUCUAUCCAGAGGUGGUGCUGGCCAGCUGGUACCGCAUGUACACAGGUGCAAUGAGCUUCUUUGGGAUUCCCACCAAGAUGUGCUGGUCUAUCAACAGAGGAGAGGGACUCAGCCCGGUGGACAGCUGUGAAGGAAUGGGUGACCCGGCAUACUUUUACGUAACCUUUGUGUUCCUGCUGAACGGUGCAAUGAUGAGCCUGUUCUUCAUUUACGGCGCCUACCUCAGUGGGAGUCGACUGGGAGGAAUUGUUACCACGGUGUGUUUUUUCUUCAAUCACGGUGAGAGCACCCGUGUGAUGUGGACGCCGCCCCUCAGGGAGAGCUUUGCAUACCCGUUCCUGGUCCUGCAGAUGCUGCUUCUUACCUACAUUCUACGGACACGAAACCCGAACAGGACAGCCAUGGUCGCACUGGGCAUCUCCAAUUUGUGCUUUAUGCUGCCCUGGCAGUUCGCCCAGUUUGUACUGCUCACUCAGGUGGCCUCUCUGUUUGCAUCAUACAUCCUGGGAUACCUGGCCCCUGCCAAGAUGCAGUUCAUCCUGGUCACUCAUAUGGUCACUCUUGGUGUCUGCUUCGUCCUGAUGUUUGGUAACUCCAUGCUUCUGACUUCUUUCUACGCCUCCUCACUCGUAUCCAUCUGGGUCAUCAUUGCUUUGAGGGAUCGAUUUAUUCAAGUGUUCAAACCUGGUCUCGUCAUCUGGGCGAUGCAGGGGCUGGCUUGGGUUGUCUCCACAGUUUUACUCAAAUUUAUGCUCUCUACCGUCCUCGGUGCAUCUGAUGAUGCUCACAUCAGUGGAUUGAUCAAGUCUAAAUUCACAAGCUACCAAGACUUCCACACGCUCAUGUACACGUGCGCCGCUGAGUUUGACUUCAUGGAGUUUGAGACACCGGUCCGUUACCUGAGAACGUUGCUACUUCCUGUCAUCUUGUUGGUAGUUGCUGUCAUUGUUGGAAAGACUGUCAAGGAUAUUGUCCAUACCCUGAGGCAUGGAAGGAACAGCUUUACAAAGACCGAUGAGCUGGUGUACCACAGCCUGCAGCUGGUGGCGUUUGCGCUCCUCGCCAUCCUCAUCAUGCGUCUGAAGCUCUUCCUGACGCCCCACAUGUGCAUCAUGGCAUCACUGGUGUGCUCGAAACAGCUGUUUGGUUGGAUCGGGGAGAAGCUGAAGCAUCAGAUGGUGGUGUUUGCGCUGCUGGCCAUGAUGGCCGUACAGGGCGUGGCCAACCUGCAGGCCCAGUGGGCGAUCAUCGGAGAGUUCAGCAACCUGCCACAGGAGGAGCUGCUGGACUGGAUCCAGGAAAACACCCGUCCUGAUUCCGUGUUCGCCGGAGCAAUGCCCACCAUGGCCAGCGUGAAGCUUUCCACUGGUCGACCCAUCGUCAACCACCCCCACUACGAAGACGCAGGUCUCAGGGAGAGAACCAAGCUGGUGUACUCCAUGUACAGCCGGAUGUCUGGAGAAGCUGUGAAGCGGAACCUGGUUCAGCUGGGAGUGGACUACUUCAUCCUGGAGGACUCCUGGUGCACCAGGCGAACCAGGCCUGGCUGCAGCAUGCCGGAGAUCUGGGACAUCGAGGACCCGCAAAACGUGGGUAAAACCCCCCUCUGCACCCAAAUGUCCAGGAACUCACGGCCCCACUUCACCACGGUCUUUUUCAAUGACAUUUAUAAAGUUCUCAGAGUGUCUAAAGCCUCUAAAGAUCUCAGAUAACAUCCCUGGACCCACUGGACUUCACCAGGCUUAUACUUCCUAACACUUCUUUCCGGUUGCCCCCCCCCCACUCGUUUUACACCACAAACCACACGCCAUGAGCCUGACCACGGCUGUGUCCUCACAGCUGACAAAAUGUGAGCAGCUGUUGGUUUUGCUGCCUCCCUGUGACCCUCUGACCCCGGUCAGUUCCCAGCUGAAGCCAAAACGGUGUCAUUGCCUCUCUUUUAGUCUAGUGGAUCGUUUCUGUUUCUUAUGCCCUGUUCCAAAGGAUGCUGUUCAUCCAUCAGUGUUACUUUUUACUGUGAUGUUAGUUACUUCAGAAGUCCACUUUGUCUUUUUGGACCAAUCACAGAUGUCCACUUUACUGUGAAGCAAUAGCCUUUGCAAAGCCGACAGCUGCGGACUUCUUCUAUAGAUAUGCACAGUGAAAAGAUUUUUUCUGUGGUACUAUUUUUAUAAUUUAUUUGUUUUAUUUCUGUUUUGGGUCUUCGGACUCAUAGGUGGAAGAUUCUGCCCUGUUUUUGGAAGCUUUUCAAAUCUGAUUCAUAUCGUACAGUGUUAUUUAGGCUGAAUGUAUUCAGAAAGGUUUUAAUGGAAUUUCACCUGAGAGAGAGAAAGAUAAGCCGCUCUUCCUACUUAUACAUACAAGUUUUUAAUGGCCAAAACAAAACAGGGUUUAUUCAGACUGCCCUGAUCCAACUAAAAAAGCAUUCUUUGUAGAUUCUUUGUGCUUCUUGAAUUGUUCUUAAUUGCCAAAGGAAGUUUUGUUAUUAAAGCUGCAUUUCCAGAAUACUGUAGCACAUAAAAGAUGAUCGAUAGGUACCUGUGAACCCUGUAACAGCCAACCCAAGCCGCGCAAAGCUCUGACACUGAUGUACAAUCUUAAGGAUAGGCACUCCUUUUAGAGCAUAAAUGUUUGAUGAUGUUUAUCCAGUGACAUAUAGUGAAAAUUAGCCACUAAGGGAUAGAUAGCAGCCACUUUUCUGUCAGGAAAUCACUGAUCUCUAUGAGCCUGUUCACAUUUGGUGUAACGGUGCAUCCUGAGUGAGCCGAGCCACUCACAACUCACAAACAUGUAGCAGGGAAUGGAGUCCGCCCAUUAAAAGGCAGCUCCGCCGUUCUGUGGCUGACAGCUGCUUUGUUUUUGCAGUCGGUGCAGAAAUGGAGAUAAAAAGGCGAGCGGGAGGGUCUCCGUCAGUCAUACUUAAGACCAGCAGGUGGUUCCUCAGAGGGCCUCAGACCGCUCAAAGACUGGACCGUUCAGGAUCCCUGUAGCACCAGGUCUGAACAGGGGGUCUGCGUCUCAGACUUAAAGUUGUGGCUCUCGUGUGUAAAAAGUUUCCAAAUUGUCGUGCUCUUCGUGUCAUUUCCUGGUUCUGAGUUCAGUGCUUUGAGUCUCGUUACAGGUGAGGUCAUUUUAGCUUUUGUGUUUCCCUUUCGUCCAGCCAAACAAAGCUGUAAACAAAGCCUUUUUUGUUGUUGUUUUUUCCAAGCAACUGGGUCUGACUGGUUUUAUUUUGAAAAAGAGCCACUGACCAUCAUUUCUUUGCAGCCAUUGGUGCCCGCUUGAUAGUAAUGAUAAGACUCCAGUAAAAGAAUAGAUUAAUCUUUUAUUAGUCCCUCAUUGGGGAAAUAGUUCAACAAUGCAGAAAUAGAACAAAUUUUGACAAAAUGUGCUCUUUGCUAGGCUGUCUGUUCUUUAUAGAUAGAAAAGUGGUUUAUCCUGUUAGUUAAGUGCCUUCUUUUGUGUUUGAAUAAGUGUUAAGUGGUGUAUCAAAAGGAAAAACUCUCCUCUUAAAAUGGUCCAGUACAAGGAUUGAAAAGGAGCUGAAAAGGAGCCAAAAGUAGAUCUUUUAUAAAGGACAGAGAACCAUUGCUCAAGACUUUUGAACAUUACAGGAAGUUUCCAGGAAGUGACUUAACUACUUAUUUGAAUACAGUUAAAAAAAAAAACUGCAGAUAACCAGAGAUCACAGAAAAGCAUAAGAAAGAAUCCACAAAAACAAGGAAGAUGUGAUUUUGGAGAGCCGGACUUUUUCUUUUUUUUUUUU
Molecule: messenger RNA, 4409 nt
Organism: Menidia menidia (Atlantic silverside)
Lineage: Eukaryota; Metazoa; Chordata; Actinopteri; Atheriniformes; Atherinopsidae
Source: the annotation of a GenBank genome assembly